UCGAGCAGUAGCCACCUAACCCUUCGUCAAUGGAUCACCUUUUCGUCUCCGUCCUCCUCCUCUUGUGUUCGGUGGCGGCCGCCUCUUCUUUCUCCGGCAUCGCCGCAGGAGCCGACGGCGAUCCGCUGAUCCUGCAGGUGGUGGACGACGAGAAGGGCGAGCUGGCGCUGAGCGCGGAGGCGCACUUCGCCAGCUUCGUGAGGCGGUUCGGGAAGACGUACGCCGACGAGGAGGAGCGCGACCUCCGGUUCAAGGUGUUCAAGGCGAACCUGCACCGGGCGGCGCGGUACCAGCGGCUCGACCCCACCGCCAUCCACGGCGUCACCAAGUUCUCCGACCUUACCCCCGCCGAGUUCCGCCGCGCUUACCUCGGCCUCCGCCGCCCCGAGGCCCACAAGUCCACCCACGAGGCCCCCAUCCUCCCCACCGACGAUCUCCCCACUGAUUUCGACUGGAGGGACUAUGGCGCCGUCACCGGCGUCAAGAAUCAGGGUUCUUGUGGCUCGUGCUGGUCCUUCAGCACCGCAGGGGCUCUGGAAGGGGCGAACUUUUUGGCCACCGGAAAGCUAGAAAGCCUCAGCGAGCAGCAGCUCGUGGAUUGCGAUCAUGAGUGUGAUUCAGAUGAACCUGAUGCAUGCGACCAAGGAUGCAAUGGCGGUCUUAUGACAACUGCAUUCCAGUAUUUACUGAAAUCUGGUGGGCUUGAGCGGGAGGAAGACUACCCUUACACUGGGACAGACCGUGGUUCUUGCAAGUUUGACAAGUCGAAAAUUGCUGCUUCAGUUCAAAACUUCAGUGUUAUCUCCACUAAUGAAGAUCAAAUUGCUGCAAACCUUGUGAAACAUGGCCCUCUUGCAAUUGGUAUAAAUUCAGUGUUCAUGCAAACAUAUAUAGGAGGUGUCUCAUGCCCUUAUAUUUGUGGAAGGCAUUUGGAUCAUGGUGUGCUCCUGGUGGGCUAUGGUUCUGCUGGUUAUUCACCAAUUCGCCUAAAGGACAAGCCCUUCUGGAUCAUAAAGAACUCCUGGGGUGAAAACUGGGGAGAGCAUGGCUACUACAAGAUCUGCAGGGGUCGAAAUAUAUGUGGAGUGGAUUCCAUGGUCUCUUCUGUGAGUGCAAUUCACACUCAACAAGAUCAGUAAAGAUCAUCUGCCCUUGUGCACUGUGAUGGAUGUAUUGAUGCAAAGGGGCAUACUCUUAACUCCAUAACCAUGGAGUUAUUUCUGGCAUCUAAAACUGCUUGUAGUUAUUGAAAGAUACUAUUAUUUGCCAGCUUCCAUGCAAACACUAGGUUGUAGUACGUGUAUGUUCAUGUGGUGUUGUAAGUUCUCUUUGAUGUAAAAGCUAUAUGUAAAAAUGAUUUCAUGGUUUCUGUUA
Musa acuminata AAA Group (dessert banana) is the source of this 1374-nucleotide messenger RNA. Its product is annotated as cysteine proteinase 1-like. Gene Ontology annotation, molecular function: cysteine-type endopeptidase activity. Lineage: Eukaryota; Viridiplantae; Streptophyta; Magnoliopsida; Zingiberales; Musaceae. The record is from RefSeq and is a predicted model, not a curated record. Gene Ontology annotation, cellular component: lysosome. The transcript is spliced from 4 exons. Bases 30 to 1139 code for a protein of 369 amino acids.